Molecule: messenger RNA, 2696 nt
Organism: Rattus norvegicus (Norway rat)
Lineage: Eukaryota; Metazoa; Chordata; Mammalia; Rodentia; Muridae
Gene: Cdhr5
Product: cadherin-related family member 5
Exons: 15
Coding region: 40-2628 (862 amino acids)
Biological process (GO): brush border assembly; cell adhesion; cell-cell adhesion
Cellular component (GO): apical plasma membrane; membrane; microvillus
Molecular function (GO): cell adhesion molecule binding; beta-catenin binding; calcium ion binding
Source: RefSeq, marked provisional
AAGCCGGCCGGACCCUUCUUCCAGGUGACAGCUGCCACCAUGGGGGCUCCGGCCCUCCUGUGGCCUCCCCUGCUGUUGCCAUUGCUCACGGUGCUGUUUGGCCACCUUCCAGGGACCUUGGCCCAGGCUCAGGUCUGCUCUGCGAACCAGACCGUGUUUACAAUGAACGAGAACACCACUGUUUCUGGGCCACUGGCGGACAUUUUUGUCCCAGAAGACCAGUAUGUGACCUUGGGACAGUUGUCCACCCCUAAUGCCUUUAAGGUUGAGGGCAAUAAGCUGUUUCUCAUCGUGACUCCAGAUUAUGAGGAAAACUCUUUGCUGGAGGCAGUCCUGGAGUGUAAGAGAGGAGAUACUUUGGUGACACAGUUCAGGGUGUUUGUGGCUGUCCUGGACAUCAAUGACAAUGCACCAGAAUUCCCCUUUACAAUCAAGGAAUAUAAUGUAUCGGAGGACACCAGAGUGAAUACGAUCGUCAUCCCUGAGACAGAGCUGAAGGCUACAGAUGCUGACAAAGAUGACAUCCUAGUCUACACUCUGCAGGAAGUGACCCCCAAUGCCAGCAAGUUCUUCUCCCUGGUGGGCAUAAACUCCCCUGCUCUGAAGUUGGACCAGACUCUGGAUUACUACAAGAGUCCGAACAUGACCUUCAGGCUGCUGGCACGGGAUACUAGGGAAGAGAAUGUAAUUCCCAGCCAUACGGCCACUGCCACCGUGGUCUUGAACGUGCUGCCAGCUGACCUACGGACCCCCUGGUUCCUGCCGUGCUCCUUUACGGAUGACUACUUCUGCAUUCAGGCCCAGUACCACACAGUUAUCCCCACAGGACACAAACUGCCAUCCCCUCUCAUCUUGAGUCCUGGUCCCAUCUAUGCUGUGGACGGAGAUCAGGCCAUUAACCAGCCUAUCGUCUACAGCAUUAUGAUGGGAAACACGGAUGACACAUUUAUCAUCAACAAAGACGAUGGCAACCUCACGAUGGCCAAAAGUAUCCCCAGCCCCAUGACCUUCACCCUGGUGGUCAGGGCUGAGCAGGCUGACAUGGCUCGAUACUCAGUGACUCAGGCCGUUGUGGAGGCUCGAGAUGUCACUGGGAACCCACUCCAGUUCUCUCAGAGCCUGUACUUUGGCACGGUGGUACUGGGUUCUGAGGCUGGCACAGCAGUGAAGGACAAGACCUUCCCUUCAGAGAUCCUGAGGAUCCAGGCUCAGUACCUAGGCUUCCCGGACCUCAACUCGGCUGUCACAUAUCAAGUCACCAACUCCUCAGAAUUCAUCAUGAAUAAGGAUAUCUUGCUGACCACUGUGCCUAUGGAGACAGAAAGAACAAUCCGCAUAGAGGUAGAAGCUAACAAUACUGUGACUAAAGACAUAGCCACCACUAUUGUGGAGAUCCAGGUGUCAGAGCGAGAGCCGCCCUCCACAGAGUCCCCCACACCCCCAGAAGCUGGAGGAACAACUGGGCCUUCAAGUAACACCACUUUGGAAACCCCCUCGACCUCUGGGACCUCUCAAGGACCUGCCACAACCAGCUCUGGGGGAAGUGCUGGCCCAUUCCCACCUGCAGGCACAACUCUAAGCCCACUCACCUCUGCCCCAACUGUACCUGGGGGGUCCCCUACUCUUGGAAUCAGCACCUCUCCCCAGACAGCUACUCCUGGUGGGGAUGCAACACAGACCCCCAAACCAGGUACCUCUCAGCCAAUGGUCCCCACUCCAGGGGCUAGCACCUCUUCUCAGCCAGCCACACCUAGUGGCAGCUCAACCCAGACCCCCAAACCAGGAACCUCUCAGCCAAUGGUCCCCACUCCAGGGGCUAGCACCUCUUCUCAGCCAGCCACACCUAGUGGCAGCUCAACCCAGACCCCCAGGCCAGGAACCUCUCAGCCAAUGGUCCCCACUCCAGGGGCCAGCACCUCUUCUCAGCCAGCCACACCUAGUGGCUCAACACAGACCCCCAAGCCAGGAACCUCUCAGCCGACAACCACUGGGCCCAUAUCAGGAGUAGGCGAGCUGGGUGAUGGCCAGAGAUUUUCCACGGUGGACAUGGCAGUGUUGGGCGGGGUGCUAGGGGCACUGCUGUUGCUGGCCCUCAUCUUCUUGAUCAUCCUCAUCCAUAAGCACUACCGACAUCGGUUCACUUGCUGCUCUGGCAAGGCAAAGGAGCCACAGCCAAGUGGCUAUGACAACCUGACCUUCCUCCCAGACAACAAGGCCAAGUGGUCACCCACCUCCAACCGGAAGCCAGAGCCGGGCCCUGAGCCUGUCCAGCCGCCCCUCCGGCCUCCUAGUCCCAUGUCUUCCAGUCCCACGCCCCCCAGCUCCAUGCCUCCUAGCCCUCAGCCCAAAGCUUCCGGGUCUCCCAAGACAGUCCAGGCAGGGGACAGUCCUUCAGCCGUGAGGUCUAUCCUGACUAAGGAGCGGCGGCCGGAGGGGGAGGGCGGCUACAAGGCUGUGUGGUUCGGCAAGGACAUCGGGGCAGAGGCUGAUGUGGUGGUUCUCAACGAACCCACCGCCGACGUGGACAGCGCCAGUGCCUCGGGAAGUGAGGGGAGCGAUGAUGAUGAUGACCCUGACCAGAAGAAGAGUCUCCGCCUUGGCGCAGUCGCAGACAACACUUACGUCUAGCUCAGCGCCCGGACUCUCCGCCCCAAGCCACUCCCCUUUCCUCCUCUAAUUAAAGUAGCACUUUCGAA